Nicotiana tabacum (common tobacco) is the source of this 624-nucleotide messenger RNA. Lineage: Eukaryota; Viridiplantae; Streptophyta; Magnoliopsida; Solanales; Solanaceae. The record is from RefSeq and is a predicted model, not a curated record.
CCCUGGGCUGUUUAGAGUUUGUUCGUUUUGUUUCAAAGGAAGAUUGCUGUGUCACUAAUGGCUUUCCGUCUCGUAGGAAUUUUACCCCCAUUUUUUUACGAAGAGGUCAAGCGAGCUCAGCUGCUUAGGGUUUGUGUUUUGUUUCAACGGAGAUUGCUCUGCACUAUGGUUUUCCACCUCGGAGGAAAACAAUUGGCUGCUGGUAGGGUUUUGCUCGGAGCACCAAGAACACAAAUGAGGGGUUACUGCCAGCAAUUUUCUUCCGGUCAGGGAGGCCAUUUUCAUCCCGAGGUUCAAGCUUUCUAUAACGGGAUAGUCUUCGGUGGGCUUCCCUACUUGUUCUGGGCACAUUGGCAAAUGUGGAAAAUCGAUCAGUCAAGUAACGAGGUUUAUACUGAGAGGUCUAUGGAGAUUGAAAAGAUCCUGAAGGAGCUCAGCUAAUACUUGGUUGUGGUCAUUACGGAGAUGCUUACUCUAAUUUAUAUAUCUAUCCUAUCGCAUCAUAUAUCCUACUAGUUAAAACUCAUUCAUCCUUGAUUGUGUGAUGCCCUUUUUGAAAGGUAUACUAUACACUGUCGCUAAAAAGUUUUUUUUAUUAUUUUUAAAAUCACUCUCAAAUUAUGA